GUGCGACCCAUACAUGAGUUGUCAACGAAAACAUUGACUUAAAAAACAAAAACACUUUUCAAUGGCUUUGAAGACCUCUUCGCCAAUGGUUUCGGUGAUCAUAAAGACGUGAUAUGUUUGGCUCGAAGUCGAAGGCCGUGUCGUCGCCAUCGCGGGUCAGCAUCGAGGAGGCCAACAGUCACCUGAGGGCUGUCCACCAGCGCGUGGAACAGUUGGAACAGAUCAUCACAACACAGAGACACCAAUUGGUGGCCAAUGAGGACACCCAUCGACAGGAGGUCCAGUGUUUGGUGCAGACGCACGACAAACACGUCCAACACCUCAACCAACAGAUGGAUUCGUUGAAAGACAAAAUCCAGGACUUGGAGCACAAACUCGAGAAACAAAACUAUAAACUGAUUGAAGAAAACGCGAAACAAAUGGAGAAAUUGUCGCAAAUCUUGAAAUUGACGCCAAAUUUAGAGAAAUUACUGAAACUAUUGAAUAGUCUUAUGAUUAAUAACACGAAUUGCGUGAAAACAGUGGACUUGAGGUCCGCCACGAGUCAUGAUCUCAUGAAUGGCUUCGGCGACAACUCACCUCUGGAGGACAUCCCUAACCCUCACAACAACCACAGCAACAGUAGUCACAAAAUAGCUGUAAAUACGGGCGAAAAGGCGCCCAAAAAGUCGGUUAAACUCAACUGCGAGGACCAGUGUAUACCGGAAGAGGUGUUCCUAUCGGAGACCUCGUCCACCAACACAUCCAUAGGUCGGUCGCCGCCGUCGUCCACCACAUCGUCAGCGGCCACCGGACUCACGGUUAUGGCUACCGGCGCGGCGGGCAAUGGCGGCUCGGGUUCCGGUGCUCACAAUCAUCACCACAAGAGGUCGAGUAACUCGAAGCUAAGAAUUGGUCGCAGUUUUAACAUAACCGCCAACUUCUCGGACGAUGAGGAACAGCCGGUGGGACGGGCUGUCGACCGGACCACCCACUCGUCCACCAGCGCCGUCAACACGAGGCCCGGAAUGCCCCGUAAAAAGUCUACCGAUAUUUAGAGUAUUAUUUGUUUUCAUUAUUUGUUUUAUUUAUUGUGUUUUUAAUUUGUUUUCAUAUUUAUUGUUUAAUUUAUUGAUUAAUUUUAUUUUAUACAUAUUUAUGGUAUUAUUUGUUAUGUAUUUUGUGUUUUAAAAUUACUUUUUUAGUCAAACUUUUAGUCAAUACAAUAGAAAAGCGAAUCCAAUCGAAGGCUUAACUUAAACUGAAUGAAUAUUUUAACUAAAUAUUGAAAGCUUAUCCACUUAUGAAAUACAAGUAAUUUAUUGUAAAAAUCAACACUUUGUUUGAUUGUAAUGAUUAUGAUAAUUACGAAAAUAUUUAUAUUAUACACCCAACC
Oppiella nova is the source of this 1375-nucleotide messenger RNA. The record is from the annotation of a GenBank genome assembly. NCBI's taxonomy places the organism in Eukaryota, Metazoa, Arthropoda, Arachnida, Sarcoptiformes, Oppiidae.